Molecule: messenger RNA, 2537 nt
Organism: Diaporthe batatas
Lineage: Eukaryota; Fungi; Ascomycota; Sordariomycetes; Diaporthales; Diaporthaceae
Exons: 1
Coding region: 168-2321 (717 amino acids)
Biological process (GO): transcription initiation at RNA polymerase I promoter; nucleolar large rRNA transcription by RNA polymerase I
Cellular component (GO): RNA polymerase I upstream activating factor complex
Molecular function (GO): rDNA binding; RNA polymerase I general transcription initiation factor activity
Source: RefSeq, a predicted model, not a curated record
AACACCACCACCAAGUGAGAAUGAGACCAGCCUCUUCCUUGAAGAAUUUGUGAUGUUAGCCGACCAGAUGCUGCGAGUCGGGCGAUUAUCGAUAUGUGCUUGGACCGACCAACCAUCAAUAGCGUGAUCCUAGUCGCGCCACUUAUUGAUGGACUGGCAAGCACAAAAUGGAGUUUUCUGGGCACAUGAGUGACCAUGCCGACAUGGAGGCUUUUCAGCCCAACGCUGGACCAUCGCGCAGAUCCAAAAGUGGUAAAAGUCACGAGCGAGGCGCCUCGAAACGGAAGAAACGCCACAAGAAGGACGGCGCUAGGGCAAAGAAAAGCACCCACAAUGGCGACCAGGACCACCGUGAGCCAGAGGAUCAGCCAGCGGAGGUGGGUAGGCACUCUUACGGUCAAAGCCAAGAGAUGGGAGAAAUUCCAAACGGCCAGGGCGAACGAAUCAGUAUGGAGCGGGACCGAGACACCGAUUCGGAUGGUGGCGCUGCUCUGAACAGCAGACCUGACUCACCUGGAGGACAUCAGCCCUUUGAAAACCACGACGACCCUGCGCAGGGAGGCACUGCUGUCCAUGCAGAUGCAUCAGAGGAGCUCGACCGAAGGGACACUUCUGACAGCGAAGAGCUCUUGCCUGCACAUCAUCAGCCUCCUCCAUCGCAUCAAGUCUCACCCGAGGAAAGCGAGUACUCGUCCGAUGAAGCUCGGAAUAGCGACUCACAAGGGAGCCAAUCGAUGCAUGAGCCGAUGUUGACAGACGACGACCCGGCCCAGCGAACGAGACCAAGGAAGCGGAAGUCGCCAGAAGAUGCACAUUCCAGUACUGGUUUCCGACCAUUGAAGAGAGCCAAGACUUCCUUCAACCGCACCUACUUGGAUCUACUGAAUGAGGACAUUGAGCACGCCGUGGCCCAGUAUGUCCCUCACGGCCGCGAGACCAAAGACUUGAGGAUCAGCAUGCCAUCAUCUCAGAUCGGCACGGUGACUUGGACUCCCAUGGAAAAGGACCGCUUCUUUGAAGCCCUUGGCCGGCUUGGCCGGGACGAUUCACCAGGGAUUGCCCGCCGUAUCCGCACAAAGAGCGACUUGGAGGUCAGGCAGUACCUGAGGCUGCUCCAGGACGGGCUCGAACAGCGACGGCGGCAGAAUGAACUGGACCCCCUGGAGCUGGCAGACUUCCCGGCGGCGGUCGAGAUCAGUCACGAGUGCUGUGGGGCAUUGGACGAGGAGGCCGAUAGCCUUGCCUUGAGGCUGGAGAAUGUCGAGCAGACCAAUGAGCAACACAAGCAUGGGGAAGAAUGGCUGAUCACGCAAGAGAAGUGCAAGGACGCCAUUCAAGACGAGGCAGUGGAUGGUCCGCUGGCGCCGGAAUCUUGGUUGAACACACAGAACUGGCUGAAAAUGUCGGAGCGUCUUUUCAUGAACGGCGCUUCAGAAGACAGCAACUGGCAGUCUGUAGACGGCGACUUCCCUUCACUAAGGCACUCCACGCUGGAAGACUUCUACUCGGUCGCGCUGACGCUGACAAGACGACUGGUGUCGGCAGCGCUCUACAUUACGAAUACACGCAUACGGUCUGAGCGCGACUACCACCCAGAGGUUCUGGCCGAGGUACGCCAGAAGGACGUCCGCGCCGCAGCCUUGUCCUUGGGGCUGAUGACGGAGAAGAAUGCCGUGCUGGCCAGAGCGGCCCGGCGGUUGGGGUUGCAUAUCUACGAGCAACCACCGAAGCCCAGCGAGGAGGAGGACGAGGCGACGAUGAUGCCAUAUGACGCCGUCGAACACGCCCUGGGCCUGGACGUGCGCCGCAACAUCAGCAGUAUCAGACACAAGAUCCAGCGUAUAGGACUAUCUUCAGACGAGGAACAUGUCCCGCAGCAGCCUGCACCGGAGCACAGCGACAUGGCUUUGGAUACGGACCCGGUGGGUUCAGAUGAGAAUUACCCAUCAGACGGAGACGACGAAGAAGAACAAGGUGAGGAGGUCAGGGCCGAGGCCGACGAGGUCAUGCUGUACUCGGCAGUGGACCAGCCGCAGACAAAGAGGGACCGCGAGACGCUCUUCCGCAGGAUCAAGGCGGAGAGGGAGCAGGAGGCGUACGCGGACGCGGUGGACGCGCAGGCGACGUACCAGGAGGAGCGGCGGAUGUGGGAGGAGGUGCUGGGGAGGUCGCCGCGGCAGCCGCUGGUGGACCCUGGGCUGCCUCCGGGCGGGCGGCGGAUGAAGGUGUCGGUAGGCGCUGGGUACUCCGUGGGGAAGGACUGGAGGGCGCACACCAAGGUGGCGAGCGAGUGGGAAUCGCGCUCCCGACUGCAUGGGUGAGAAAUUACGACGCCGGCCCAGGGCAGAUAUCAAAUCUCGGGUGUGGCUUGGUAUACUUGGUAUACGCGUAUCACCAUCUUGGUGGCGUUUGUGCUGUUUAUGUAGAAGGUUGUCUCGGGGCCAGAAUAGCCUUCUGGAAUAGCCAAAUAAUCGACAUAGUCGUGAGCAUGAAGAGGAUUUGAAUGCGAGUAUAAAAUAGAGCAUUAUUCUGUGAGG